This is a messenger RNA of Nyctereutes procyonoides (raccoon dog), 1100 nucleotides long. It is a transcript of the gene TAGLN3, whose product is annotated as transgelin 3. The transcript has 4 exons. Lineage: Eukaryota; Metazoa; Chordata; Mammalia; Carnivora; Canidae. Gene Ontology annotation, molecular function: protein binding. The coding region runs from base 182 to 781 and encodes 199 amino acids. The record is from RefSeq and is a predicted model, not a curated record.
UCCCCGGCGCGUGGCCGCGCUGUCCUGCGCGCUGGUAGCCGAGGCGCCGGGGGCUCCAUUGGCUCCGGGAUCUAACCCCGCCCGCCGCCCAGCACGUCCGGGCCGCGCUCGCGGGGCGCGGGGCCGCCGCCGCUAUUGUGUGGAUGCGGAUGCGGCGCGGGGCCUCCGCGCUCCUCCCGAGAUGGCGAACCGGGGCCCGAGCUACGGCCUGAGCCGAGAGGUGCAGGAGAAGAUCGAGCAGAAGUACGACGCGGACCUGGAGAACAAGCUGGUGGACUGGAUCAUCCUGCAGUGCGCCGAGGACAUCGCGCACCCGCCCCCCGGCAGGGCCCACUUUCAGCAAUGGUUAAUGGACGGGACGGUCCUGUGCAAGCUGAUAAACAGUUUAUACCCACCCGGACAGGAGCCUAUUCCCAAGAUCUCAGAGUCGAAGAUGGCUUUUAAGCAGAUGGAGCAAAUCUCCCAGUUCCUAAAAGCAGCAGAGAUCUACGGGGUCAGGACCACUGACAUUUUUCAGACGGUGGAUCUGUGGGAAGGGAAGGACAUGGCAGCUGUGCAGAGGACCCUGAUGGCUCUCGGCAGCGUUGCAGUCACCAAGGAUGACGGCUGUUACAGGGGAGAGCCCUCCUGGUUUCACAGGAAAGCCCAGCAGAAUCGGCGAGGAUUUUCAGAGGAGCAGCUCCGCCAGGGACAGAACGUCAUCGGGCUGCAGAUGGGCAGCAACAAGGGGGCCUCCCAGGCCGGCAUGACGGGGUACGGGAUGCCCAGGCAGAUCAUGUGAGAGGCCACCUCCCGCCUCCCCGGAGGGAGCACGAAGGUUCCACACACCGUCUCUGUGAUAAAGAAAUAGUUAGUCACCUUCCGACCUUCUCUUUCUCCGAGCCUCCCAGUUUCUGGUUUUUGCAAGUGCCGCAUUUCCGCUGAGAACCCGCCUUGCCCGCCGCCACCUGUGUCCCCGAGAACUAUGCAAAGACUCCGCCUCCUCUCCCCCAGCUCCUUCUUUGCCCGAGCCUCCUCUUGUCCGAUUAUUUAUUUAUUUAUUUAUUGGCCAAAAAUUCCCCUCCUCGACUUCUCCGAACACACCUAAUAAACAGAUUAGU